This is a messenger RNA of Drosophila willistoni, 974 nucleotides long. Its product is annotated as brachyurin. Gene Ontology annotation, biological process: proteolysis. Gene Ontology annotation, molecular function: serine-type endopeptidase activity. The transcript has 2 exons. The record is from RefSeq and is a predicted model, not a curated record. Lineage: Eukaryota; Metazoa; Arthropoda; Insecta; Diptera; Drosophilidae. Bases 38 to 910 code for a protein of 290 amino acids.
AAUUGAAUUCCUUUUCUGGGCUAAUCAGUUGUUCAACAUGAAAUUCGCUUGCACUACGGUCUUGCUGCUGGCCGCCGUCCUUGGCGCUGUCCAGGCAUCGGUGGAUUGGGCCAAUGUCAAGAACAUGAACAUUGUAAUCAAUCCCGCCACAACGCGUCGCCAAUUGUCCCCCGAGGGACGUAUCACUGGUGGUGAGAUUGCCGAAAGGAAUCAAUUCCCCUAUCAAGUUGGACUAUUGCUCUACGUGAAUGGUGGUGCUGCCUGGUGUGGUGGCACUUUGAUCAGUGAUCGUUGGGUGGUUACGGCAGCCCAUUGCACGGAUAGCCUUACAACCGGUGUGGAUGUCUAUUUGGGUGCCUGGGAUCGUUCCAAUAACACAGAAGAUGGCCAACAGAUCGUUUUUGUCGAGACCAAAAAUGUGAUUGUUCAUGAGGAUUGGCAGGCCGAUACCAUUACCAAUGAUAUUUCUCUGAUCAAGUUGCCAGUGCCCAUUAAGUUGAACGAGCAUAUUCAGCCAGCCAAAUUGCCAGUGAAAUCGAAUACAUAUAACACCUAUAGUGGAGAGAAUGGCAUUGCCUCCGGCUGGGGAUUGAUCAGUGAUCAGGCCACCGCUGUUACCGAUAAGCUGCGUUAUAUUGAUGUCCCAAUUAUGGCCAACUCUGGCUGCAGUCCCUGGUACUUGGGUCUGGUGGGUAGCACCAACAUUUGCAUUAAGACCACUGGCGGUACAUCCAUCUGCAGCGGUGACUCUGGCGGCCCAUUGGUGACCAAGGAUGGCUAUCUGAUUGGUGCCACCUCCUUUGGCAUUGCUUUCGGUUGUGAGGUCGGUUGGCCAGGCGUCUUCACUCGCGUCACUUCCUACCUGGACUGGAUUGAGGACAAAACUGGUGUGGCCAACUAUGGCAAUUGAAUUGAUUAAUGGCAUUGGCCGCAAAAAAAAAGCUUAAAUAAUAAAUUUUUAUUCCAACUGGCUA